GACUGCGUGAGGAAGAUGGCGGCGGUUACCGUGGAGUGUACAGCUGCGGGAUAAAGUGUCGCUCCGGAGAUCGCUUUGUGUUCAGUAAAUUCCUUCUACUCUGCGUCUUCUCUGUCUCUCCUUUUCCCUCUGUGUCGAGCUACUGAAGACGCUUUUACCUUGCGGUCUUAUCCUGGGCCUUUGAAUACUGAGGCCAGCCUGCGGCUUGCCUUCCCUUGCCCCAGUUUCUCCUUUGGCUCCUGGGCUUGAGAUCCUCCACCUGCCCUAUCGGCCCCGGCCGUGUCUCCGGAUGGACGCGCACGGCAGCAACGUGCCCGCCUUCCUCACCAAACUGUGGACUUUAAUCGAGGAUCCCGAUACCAACGACCUGAUCUGCUGGAGUGCGAGUGGGAACAGUUUCCAUGUCUUUGACCAAGGACGUUUUGCAAAAGAGGUGCUUCCAAAAUACUUCAAACACAAUAACAUGGCUAGCUUCGUCCGGCAGCUCAACAUGUAUGGCUUUCGUAAAGUUGUGAACAUUGAGCAAGGUGGGCUUGUGAAACCAGACAAGGACGAUACAGAGUUUCAGCAUGUAUACUUCAUCCGUGGUCAGGAACAUUUACUAGAAAAUAUCAAGAGAAAGGUAACCAGUAUCUCGACUGUAAAGCCAGAGGAGAUAAAAGUCAGGUCUGAUGACGUCAGUAAAAUUUUAAAUGAUGUUCACAUCAUGAAAGGGAAGCAAGAAAACCUGGACUCCAAAUUGCUCACCAUGAAACAUGAAAAUGAAGCAUUAUGGCGUGAAGUGGCGAGCUUGCGACAAAAGCACGCACAGCAGCAGAAAGUUGUAAAUAAGCUGAUUCAGUUCCUGAUUUCACUUGUCCAAUCCAAUAGAGUCAUUGGGAUGAAGAGGAAAAUACCUCUCAUGUUAAAUGACAGUAGUUCAGCGCAUUCCAUGCCAAAAUACAGUCGUCCAUACUCUUUAGAACCGCUGCAAGAAUCAUCAGCACUGACGACUACCACAAAUUUUCCAGGAAAUAACUGCUAUUCACCUGACAACUCGACGUCCUCUGGCCCUAUAAUUUCAGAUAUCACCGAUCUGGCACAGUGCAGCCCUUCACUGUCCCCAUCACUUAACAUGGAAAGAACCAGUCCAAUGCUUCAUAUUAAAGAAGAACCUCCAAGUCCUACAACUAACCCAGAGGUUGAGGAGGUUAGUUCUGUUGUCACUGGCACUGAGGAACCCCUCUCACCAUCAACGUUUAUUGAUUCUAUUCUGGAGGACAAUGACACAAAUGCCACACAACCACCGCCCGAGGACCGGUGCCUCAGCGUGGCCUGUCUUGACAAUUUGAUUCAAGCCCAGCAGAUGUCAGAGGUCAAUUGUGUUAUCUCCAGUCUUUCCUCCUCUACUCACCCCAGAGCACUGAUAGGAAAUGAUUUCUCCAAUCACUUGGAUAGAAUUGAUUCGAGUUUGGAUAACCUACAAAACCUACUAUCAGGACAGACUUUCAAUAUGGAAUCCAGCACGCUUUUAGAUCUGUUUAACCCCUCGCUGUCUGCCAUUGACCUGAACUUGCCAGAUGUGGAGGGGAACCUAGAAGAAUCAACUUUGCAGAUGCAAGAUAUGAUGGGCUCUCAGGAUCAGAAAGAUACAAGCACUUUGGAUGCAGGAAAGCAAGUUGUCCAGUACAAUGCUCCACCUCUACUAAUGGUAGACACCAACACCAGUGAUACAGGGGACCUCCCGGUUUUAUUUGAGCUUGGAGAUUCUCCGUACUUCCAGCCUGAAGACAACUUAAACCUGGAUCCCACAGAUGAUGACCCACUGUCCCUCCUAUCAAGCAGCAACCUGUCACACACAAAGGAUCCACCCGUCUCCUAACUCCAGGAGAGCCUUCCCCCUACUUUCCUCCACCCAACCAUGCUCCAAACGCAUGGACUGUUUGUUCAGGGGAUGGCUUUCUUCUGCAGGAGAGAACACAGGAUGAGAGAGUGAAACUGUAUCUUUAAAUAUUUUAUUUUAACCAGUUUGCAUUUCUAGCCUGAUAAACUCUUAUUGCAAGUAGAGAACAGCCUGGGUUCAAUCACAGGGAAGUGUAUCAUAGGGAUCCUUCUCCUGUUAAGUCCCAACAUCAUUGAUUAAGGACAAGAUCAUUGAUUGCAGACAGCAAUUUCUUCAUCUUCAUUCUCCCUCUUAAAGCGACAAAGAGCAGUUAGACUCUAUUGCCCUAAUAACAAGUUCUGUUGGAGGAAGAUUUAGAAACCACUAUCACUUUUCUCUGAGUAAAGAGAUAUCGUUAUAUUAUGUUAAUUUCCGUUUUGUGUUGUCCCUACUCUCCACCCUUCCCUGCCCCUCCCCUGCCUUGCCUCCAAUGUCCUUGUUUUUGUAUAUUUACACUUUAAUCCAGUUGCUGAUAAGUGAAGAUGUAUUUUUGAUUCAUAUUAAAAAAAAAGGUUUUUUAAAAAAAGUUAAUAUUCUAGCUUGUACUGUAAAGCCUGCAAUGAUGUGGUAGAAAGGAGGUUUAUUUUUUUAUGCACUAUAUUUUGGAAGCUUACAAAAUAGUUUCACGAAGAAUCAGAAAUUGGAAUGUAGGGAAAAGGAUUUGACAGAUGAGUAUAAUCCAUGUGCUCUCAUUCUCUCACUUGUAAUUCACGUAUUCACAUUGAAGACAAACUCAAUGCGCUGAUUCCUUCUUUCCAGUGCUGGUAAUGGGUUGUUUCAAUGGCAGAGCAGUGGAACCUUGCCAUUAAUGUAACUGCUGUGUGGUUGGUCUUGGGGCCCACAAUCUCAGCUGACUUACUCAGCAGAGGUGAGGCAUGCAUCAACCUGCUCAAGUAGUCGUAGAUGAGUCCUUUUUAUUAAGAGGAAGGGCCCAUCUUUCAGAGGAAGUCAGGGCUUCCCCAAUUAUCACAGCAGCAUUUCUCUCUUCUGGGUGUCCAUUCCAUCCCCCAAAAUUGCUCUUGGGCACAUAUGGUCUCUUUUAGGUAUUGAGACCUUAUCAGUAAUCCAUAAGAUGUAAGAGCAGAAUUAGGCCAUUCAGCCCAUUGAAUCCCUCCAUCAUUCACUCAUGGCUGGAAUGUUUCCAAACCCCGUGGAGUCAAAGAGUAAUACAGCAUAGAAACAGACCCUUCAGCCCAAAUUGGUCCUUGCUGACCAUGGUGCCCACUCACCGACUUCCAAUUGCCCGCAUUUGGUCCAUAUCCUCCAGACUCUUCCCAUCCAUGUACCUAUCCAAAUGUUUUUUAAAUGUUGCUAUUGCACCUUGUCUGACAGCCCAUUCCAUAUAUGCACCACUCUGUGUGAAGAAGUUGCCCCUCAGGUCCUUCCUAAAUCAUUCCCCGCUCACCUUAAACCUGUGCUCUCUGGCUUUCAGAUCCCCAUCCCUAUGCAUUCAUCCUAUCAAUGUCGUUCAUGAUUUUAUACACCUCUAUAAGAUCACCCCUCAUUCUCCUAUGUUCCAAGGAAUAAAGUCGUAAUCCAUUCUCCUACCUUAGAACAUAGAGAAUUACAGCACAAUACAGGCUCUUUGGCUCUCGAUGUUGCACCGACCUUCUUCAAGAACCUAUCUAUCUCUGUCUUAUAUAGGCUCAAUGACUUGGCCUCCACUGCCUUCUGUGGCAAUAAAUUUCACAGAUUAACCACCCUCUUGCUGAAGAAACUACUUUUCUUAGUUCAAAAGGAUUGUCCCUGCAUUCUGACACUGUGCCCUCAGGUCCUAGUCUCUUCUGUGAGUAACAACAUUUUCACCAUGUCUACUCUACCCACUACUACGUAAGAUACCCUCUUCCUUCUAAAUUCCAUUAUGAGCAGACCCAGAGUUGUCAACCGCUCCUCAUAUGACAAACCUGGGGAUCAUUCUUGUGAACCUCCUCUGGACUCCCUCUGACGAAAGUACAUCCUUCCUUAGAUGCAGGGCCCAAAACUGCUCACAAGCUUCCAAAUGCAGUCUGACCAGAGCCUUAUACACCCUCAGCAGUACAUCUCUGCUCUUGUAUUCUCGCCCUCAAAAUCAAUGCCAACAUUGCAUUUGCCUUACUAACUACAGUGCAGCGCUUGCUCAGCACUGACCCUCCAACAGUGCAGCUCUCCCUCAGUACUGCAUCAGUGUGUUGACCAAGGUUUCAGCCUCAGCUUUCUGGGUCUUAUCAAAUGAUUGUGCCAGUGUUCUAUUUCUGACCUCAAAGACAUCAGAGCAGUUCCCUGCUUUUAUGAGUUUGUUUAUUCGUGGAUGUUGCCUGAUCUGUGAUGUUAAAACUUCCGUCUCUGGUCUGUUAUCAGCUGGAUUGGAAAUGGGGAUGUUUAGAAGGAAGUCGUUGUUGGUGUUUCAUCUAUUUUGGGAGACGAUAGAUGGAAUCACCUGGCGGGUUCCUGACUCUGGGAAUUUGACUCCAAAGCCGACAGUAAUAACGCUGAAGGAAAGCAGAGUAGGGAUACGAUGGGAAAUGAAAUUCUGCCAGUGCACCUUCAACUUGUCCAAAGAAGUGAUGGCUUCACUUUGCUGCAGCCCAUUCCCAGCCAGUUCUGUGCAUUAAUAUAAGCCACUGUUCUUUGACCAGCACACUCUUCCCUGAGUGUCAGGAGGCUGCAGAGACUCGAGGCUAAUGCCCUAGUGCAUUGCUGAGGUACGACAGCACUGUUGGAGGUAAACCUAAAAAAUGUCAGGACAGUUAUUCCAGGGGCAAGCAGUGAGAUUAUCCUGGUGCCCUGACCAGUAUUUAUCUCCUAAUGAAUAAUGCAAAAGCAUUAUUUAGUUGUGACUUUGUUGCUGUUUGUGGGAUUGUGCUAAUCGUAUGUAACAGUUCCUAUAUUGCAGUCACGACUACACUUUAAAAGUCAGUCACUUGCUAGUAUCCUGAGGGUUGAGAAAGUUGCCUUCGAAAUUCCUGUCCCUCUUUCUUUAAACCGAUGCAGUCACUCAGGCUGACUCUGGUACUGAACCCAGGGGACUAAGUGGACUAAAUGCUGCUGGAAACCAAUUGCAAUGGCAAGAGUCUGCCACCAGACCUACUGGCCUGAAUCUAUAGCCUUGAGGCUAAAGUCUUCCUUGCACUUCAGUAUUGACAACCCAACUCUAGGACUGAUCUGUUUUAGUCUCCCUUACCUUGAGAAGAGGUUUAAUUUUAAGCGACUUUUUUUUUGUCAUUCCCUGAUCUUUAUGAAUGCCGGUGAGCUGCCACGGGUAGUGAUAGUAUGGUUAUUUGAGGAUGAAGAAUAUUGUAGUUCCACACAGGAAUUUCAGAUACAAUCUGGAAGAGGGAAGGUGGGUUGUUACUGGGUAGUAAUCAGGAGUAGGACCCAUACCUGCUCAGAGUGUUGGUUGCAGUUUUCAGGAACAAUUUGCUGUCUGGGAGCUGCUGUUUCUGUGUUGUGUUUUUAUUCAUUGAGGGGAUGUGGGUGUCGCUGGCCGGGCCAGCAUUUAUUGCCCAUUCUUAGCUGCCCUUAAGAUGGUGGUGGUGGCUACCUUCUUGAACUAUUGCAGUCCACAUGCUGUUGGUAGACCCACAAUAUGGUUAGGGAGGGAAUUCCAGGAUUUAGGAUUAGCCAUAUAUUUCCAAGUCAGGAUGGUGAAUGGCUUGGAGGGGAACUUUCAGGGGGUGGUGUUCCCGUGUAUCUUCUAAGUGGAAGUGGUCGUGAGUUUGUAGGGUAAUUUUGAAAGCACCUUCAAGGAUCCUUUAGGUCCAAACACUUUGAACAGCCUCUGGUUUUAAAUGCUGAAUGUUAACAGCUUGAGUGAGUUGGCCCCUGCCUGCCUCUAGUCUUCCUGAUAGUAUGAGAAUGGCAGAAUGGGAAGAACGAGAAAUAUGAACUGACUGAUUUCUAAACUGAAGUGUGCAUACCCUUGCUUCCUCACUUUGAUGCCUCUUCACUCAAUCACUUGUACAAUCCACUCUGAAACCCCUCGGCAGCUUUAACAUUCAGGAGUGGACCUGGACAUUGAACAACACGUGUCACUGUCUGAAUACUUCCCUGAUCAACAACAAAAAGGUCUUGGCAUCCUUCCCCUGUUUGAACGUGUCUGGGUAUGAGUUGGUUUUAUUUUACACAUUUAAGUAUCAUAGCUGCCCUUCUGAAUGUUUUAGAUGUUGGUGGAAGAGAGCACCACUGCGUGUAAGUAUCAGCGGUAUUAGCAGUUUUGCAAAUGAGUGAUGCCUGACAUGCUGCAAAGCAUGCACACCCCCGUGUUAAAAUGCGACAUUGCAUUCUGUGUAAAACUAUCCAUAGACAAUUGGCAGCUGUGUGUAUCAGACAUGCACAGUGCACUUAUUCUUGUAUUUAAACAGUCAAUGUCCAAAGUUGCCAAGCGACUGAAGGGGCUUUCAAAUGUAAAUAAAUUGUAAAUGCUGCUGUUUAAUGCCGUAAUAAAAAAGAUUGUAUAGAAGUAUC
Messenger RNA from Hemiscyllium ocellatum (epaulette shark), 6364 nucleotides. It is a transcript of the gene hsf1, whose product is annotated as heat shock transcription factor 1. Gene Ontology annotation, molecular function: sequence-specific DNA binding; DNA-binding transcription factor activity. The record is from RefSeq and is a predicted model, not a curated record. Gene Ontology annotation, biological process: regulation of DNA-templated transcription. The transcript has 14 exons. NCBI's taxonomy places the organism in Eukaryota, Metazoa, Chordata, Chondrichthyes, Orectolobiformes, Hemiscylliidae. The coding region runs from base 290 to 1861 and encodes 523 amino acids.